AUGCCUCGUCAACGCUCCUCCGCCCGCGCUCCCGCCCGCGCCCCGACGCGUCCAACCGCCGCCGCCCCUACGCCCGCGCCGCAGCAGGCUCGUCCGGCUACGACCAUGGCAGCGCCGCCUCAGCAGUACCAGCAGGCUCCUGCGCAGUCGCAAGGCCCUGGUCUGUUUGGCCAGAUGGCCAGCACCGCUGCCGGUGUCGCGAUUGGUUCCUCGGUCGGCCACGCCCUCGGCGGCUUGUUCGGCGGUGGCGGCUCGUCGGAACCCGCCCCUCAGCAGGUCCAGGCCCAGCAGCAGCAGCCUCAGCAGCAGCAGAUGAACAACUGCGCCGGCGUCGCCACAAACUUCACCAAGUGCAUGGACGACAAUGGUGGCAACAUGCAAAUUUGCAACUGGUACCUUGAACAGCUCAAGGCCUGCCAGGCCGCCGCCGCCCCGUACUAG
Beauveria bassiana ARSEF 2860 is the source of this 441-nucleotide messenger RNA. RefSeq names its product CHCH domain-containing protein. Bases 1 to 441 code for a protein of 146 amino acids. The record is from RefSeq and is a predicted model, not a curated record. Gene Ontology annotation, biological process: mitochondrion organization. Gene Ontology annotation, cellular component: nucleus; mitochondrion. The transcript is spliced from 2 exons. Lineage: Eukaryota; Fungi; Ascomycota; Sordariomycetes; Hypocreales; Cordycipitaceae.